AUGUAUCAUCGAGCGAUUCUUGAAUAUGAUGGAGUAUUUAGGCAGUAUGCCUAUCCGAAAACUUCUAGCGGGAUGCAGAUGGAAUGUGACAAUAACAUUUGUUGGAAGAAAAGGCAUCCACUUUCAAAUGGGAGGAAAGAUCCAACAGUUGGAGGGAAGGCUUUGAUAAAAAUAAGGAAAGACAACUCCACAAUUGGAUCAUCAACUUGCAAAAAAAGAAAAAAGAAAAAUCAAUCUACUCUAAAAAGGCAUCCACUUUCAAAUGGGAGGAAAGAUCCAACAGUUGGAGGGAAGGCUUUGAUAAAAAUAAGGAAAGACAACUCCACAAUUGGAUCAUCAACUUGCAAAAAAAGAAAAAAGAAAAAUCAAUCUACUCUAGUAAUUUCUGGUUCUGUGUUGUUGGCCAGUUCAAUUUUCAUGAACUUAAUCGCCCUUCUGUGCGUUUUUAAGAUUAAAGGGAAAAAGCCAAAGAAGAUUGCAGUUGUUCCAGGAGUGAACUUAAGAAGUUUUAGCUACAAUGAGCUAGAAGAAGCUACAAAUGGAUUCAAGGAAGAAUUAGGAACUGGGGCCUUCUCAACAGUUUACAAAGCGGUUCUUGAGGACGAAAAGGGGAAAGUUGUUGCUGUCAAAAAACUAAACAAAAUGGUAGCAGAAGGAGAAGAAGGAUUCGAAGCCGAAGUGAAUUCAAUCAGCAGGACUAAUCACAAGAACUUGAUUGCAGGCUUAGCUAGUCCAAAAGGGUACAAGUUGCUAUUGACACUGCCAAAGGACUUUUCUAUUUGCAUGAAGAGUGCAGCACCCAAAUUAUACAUUGUGACAUCAAACCCCCAAAAUGUGCUUUUGGAUGAAAGCUUGACAGCAAAAUUAGCAGAUUUUGGUAUGGCCAAGCUUCUGAGAAAAAAUCAGACUCGAACAACCACUAGGAUACGUGGAACGAGAGGGUAUGUAGCCCCAGAGUGGUUCAGAAAUGUGCCUAUAAAUGUGAAGGUGGAUGUGUACAGCUUCGGGGUCUUGCUCUUAGAGUUGAUUUGCUGCAGAAAAAUUUAUGAGCAGGAGGUGGAAAAUGAGAAUGAAAUUAUACUAGUGGAGUGGGCUUUUGAUUGCUAUAAAAGAAACGAAUUGCAUCUACUUGUGGGUGAUGAUGAAGAGGAAUUACUAGAUAUCAAGAGUUUUGAGAAGUUCUUGAUGGUUGCUAUUUGGUGUAUUCAACAAAUUCCAGCAUUAAGGCCUAGCAUGAAGAAAGUCAUAUUAAUGCUUGAAGGUUCUAUUGAAGUAUCAAUUCCUAUAGACCCUUUUUCCUUUACCAAUUUUGUAUAG
Lycium barbarum (goji berry) is the source of this 1317-nucleotide messenger RNA. Its product is annotated as G-type lectin S-receptor-like serine/threonine-protein kinase LECRK4. Gene Ontology annotation, molecular function: ATP binding; protein kinase activity. The record is from RefSeq and is a predicted model, not a curated record. NCBI's taxonomy places the organism in Eukaryota, Viridiplantae, Streptophyta, Magnoliopsida, Solanales, Solanaceae. Gene Ontology annotation, biological process: protein phosphorylation. The coding region runs from base 1 to 1317 and encodes 438 amino acids. The transcript has 4 exons.